This is a messenger RNA of Periconia digitata, 1005 nucleotides long. The record is from the annotation of a GenBank genome assembly. NCBI's taxonomy places the organism in Eukaryota, Fungi, Ascomycota, Dothideomycetes, Pleosporales, Periconiaceae.
UCUAUUUCCACCUCACAUCUACGUGUGUCACUCUUUCACCCGGUCAUCCUCUGUACAUGCUUUGCCGGGUCGCUUGACAUUGUCGCCACCAAAACAAAACUCGAUCAAGUUGCUGCACAGUUUAAAGUGCGUGGGCGGGAGACAUUGCGCAGUAAGGUGAUGCCAAAGAUGGAUGCAGAAGAUCACCAUUCGCACAACAAAAAGCUUUUAGCCCCUGGCCGGCAUACUGACGCAUUCUCAAGGUCUUAAUCAACGCUCUUAGGUCAGAAAACGUCACCGAAACACCCAUCAUCGAGCUCCUACCUGCCACAUCACGAAGGCGCAAUCGAACGGUCAAAUGGAAAUACUGUACACGGCUGGAAUCGCCGCAGGUAUCAUGGAAGGUAUCAACCCCCUUGAUGUACGGCGUGGAGUAGCACGAGAGUCUGUCCAUUUUCCAGGGACCCAGAGGCCUUAACCUGGCAUCGACUGCUCCCAACAUGGGCGAUCCUGAGAAUGAACGCGACUUGCCACCGAAUCAGCUCGAGCAUCGUACCAAUUCUCUUGAUUUCAAGGAAACCCCAUUCUCGCGCACGCCGACGUCUACCGCACUUGUCCACCACGUGCGAAAAACAAGACGAGAGAGAAGACAAACGUAGCGACGAGGAAUAGAUGAAGACAACAACGCAUAGAAAGACGAGGAAAAUGACGAUUAAUCUUCCGGGCUUUCAAAAUGAGACAACGGUGCUCGAUGAGGGAAUGAACGCGACGUGCGCUGACAUGAAUCAAACACUCAGAUUCCGAAAUGCAUUUUGUUUACUUAAAGAGCUGUGAUUUGUACGAUGUUGCACCUCAUUUCAAUGAAUUCGUAUAUGCCUGAAUGACUGAUUCUUCACCUGGAUUUCGAUAGAGAAGUGGUAGGUAGGAUACAAGGACUUUGUUGCUAAACACAUGCUCGCUUUACGUCUAGAUCCGCGGUACACGUUCUCGCCUUUUCUAUUCUCUUCGCCGAUCAUUUCUCGUAAC